AUGGAUAUACCAGAGGGUAAUGGAAACCCUCUGGGUAAUGGAAAUGGUCGAGCUAGGCAGACUCGACCGAUUGGGCUUGGAGAUGCACCAAACCGUGGAGAGAAGAAGAUGGUGACCUUUUGGCAGCUUGAGAUACUGUUUGGGUUUACCUAUGGAGAAGGAAACCUAUGGAACAUCAAGGAAAAUGAACUCCAAGAAGUGUGGGCUACAGUAGCUGAAGAGGGGUACUCUUCCUCAAGGUCCAAGGCUGCCCAGAUCAGAAGUCCUGUGCUUAGAUAUGUCCACAAGGCUCUUGCAAACACUUUCUUUGCAAGGAAAGCCACUGGAACAAUCAAUGAGGGAGAAGUAAAGCUCCUUACCAUGGGAAUCAAGCCCAUCAUCUCACGCACAAGAGAUGGGAAGAAGAUCAGAGGAGACAGGGCACACGCAGGGAAUCUCAGACCCCCUGUGUACACUUUAGUUGGGCAUGAAGCGGAUUUGCAAGAAGAAGAGAUCGAGCUCGAUCGAGCUGAGGAUCGAGCUGAGGAUCAAGCUGAAGAUCGGUCCAGGAAAGCGCUGAUUUGGGUGAGCCUGAGUGCUAUUACUUUGAGGAGUAUGAGGCUCCAAGGAUGA
This is a messenger RNA of Microthlaspi erraticum, 612 nucleotides long. NCBI's taxonomy places the organism in Eukaryota, Viridiplantae, Streptophyta, Magnoliopsida, Brassicales, Brassicaceae. The record is from the annotation of a GenBank genome assembly.